UCCAAUGUUUUCCCCCACCCCCGACGUGCGUGUUUGCGUCAGACGGACGGUCGCGCGGCCGAUCUGGUUCCCGCCAUCUGCCCUUUUCACUAAGUGAAGGGGAGGCCGGGCUGGGUUUUGGUCAAGGCCAGGCCAGGCCGGCGGGUCGUGGGACUAAAGGGCAGACUCUACCCACGAACACAGAGCGAGGGAGAAGGCGGCGGCAACAGCAGCAGCACUGAAACUACGCCAGGCCCAGACCGGUCUGUGGGGAAGGUAGCGGUAAAAAGGAAAGCCGCCGCCAUCAUUAUCCACGUGUUUAAAAGCAAACGUUUUCAUGAACAAUUUGUAUGAAAACAUGACUCCACUGAAACUACGGGGGUCUAUUCGCAUGCGCAGCAUUCAAACUGGAACUACAAAAUGGAAAGAAGGGUCAUUUGAAAUUGUGGAUAAGGAUAGCAAAAUGACUCUGGUGGUUCGCUACAAUGUUGGAGGAAUUCCAAAGAUAUUUCAGCUAAACCAUAAUAUUAAAAAUGUGCUUGUGCGACCAAGUAAAGGGAAAUUGUGUUGCUUGAUGAUAACACUAAAGGAUACUAGUUUCUUGACUGUGGAUAAAAUACCCUCCAAAGAUGCAAAUGAAAUGAAGUUAUAUCUAGAGGCCAUUCAAAACAGGGCUCAUGCAGCCGCGAAAUCCUCCCAAGGUUCUGGUAGCUUUGGAGGUGUUCUGGGCAAUAGAACCACGCAGAAAGAUUCUAACAGGCAAUUCCCAUACAUUGAAAACCAGAUUCCUUCCAAAAGAGAAAAUAAAGAUGAAACUCCACUUCGUAAGGUGCUGAGUAGCCCAGUAUCAAGUAAGAAUUCUCCAGCAACUGGAAUGUCUGGCAAUAGGGUCAACAGUUCGAUGAGUAUUGCUGCUUCAACAUCUCACAGAACAGAAAACCGUGAAAGGAGGAAAAGGACAUCACCAACUUCAGAAAUGAAUGAAGAUUAUCCUAAAGAGAAUGAUUCAUCAAGCAAUAACAAAGCUUUGACUGAUCCAGCACGGAAAUACUUACAUAGCAGCAGGGAAAAGCAGCUGAAUUUGAAACAGAUUGAGGAGAACAGAUCAUCAGGGGUUUCACCUUUACAAUCUUCCUCAUUUUAUGGUAGCAGAUCCUCUUCAAAGGAUUAUUCAGCUGGUAAUUCUAAUCUGGACAGAUCUAAUGUGGUGAAUCAGAAUCCUUCUGCAAAAAGAAGCUUGGGGUUUCUUUCUCAGCCAGCCCCUCUCUCUGCUAAAAAAAUGAGAUCUAAUCAGGAUUACAUGGGAUGGAACAAGCCACGAGUCCCCCUUUCCAAUCACCCACAACAGCAAUUGCAAGGAUUUACAAACUUAGGAAAUACCUGUUACAUGAACGCUAUUUUACAAUCUCUGUUUUCAAUUCAGUCAUUUGCUAAUGAUCUUUUGAAACAAAAUAUCCCAUGGAAAAAAGUUCCACUCAAUGCACUUAUCAGACGCUUUACCCAUCUGCUUGCUAAAAAAGAUGUUUGUAGCCCUGAAGUAAAGAAAGACCUACUCAAAAAGGUGAAAAAUGCCAUUUCGGCUACUGCAGAGAGAUUCUCUGGUUAUAUGCAAAAUGAUGCCCAUGAAUUCUUGAGUCAGUGCUUGGAUCAGUUGAAGGAGGACAUGGAGAAACUGAACAAAACCUGGAAGAGUGAGCCAAUUUCUGGUGAAGACAAUUCAUUAGGACGCCUAGCUGAUGACUUAUCGGCCACCAGAGUUUAUACAUGUCCAGUUAUUACAAAUUUAGAAUUUGAAGUUCAGCAUUCUAUCAUAUGUAAAAUGUGUGGUGAAACAGUCACCAAACGGGAACAGUUUAAUGACCUUUCCAUUGACUUGCCACGAAGAAGAAAACUUCUUCCAUCGCGAUCAAUCCAAGAUUCCUUGGAUCUCUUUUUCAGGGCAGAGGAGAUAGAAUAUUCUUGUGAGAAGUGUAAUGGAAAAUCUGCUCUCGUUACACACAAAUUCAGUCGGUUUCCCAGGGUCUUGAUUCUUCAUCUGAAACGGUACAGCUUCAAUGUGGCACUCUCCCUCAAUCACAAAGUUGGACAGCAAGUGGUUAUACCAAGAUUUUUAACCCUGCAGUCUCACUGUACAGAAAGCACACGGCCUCCGCUUAAUCUGGGGUGGAGCGCACAAUCAGCAAUCUCGCGGCCAUUGAAAGUAUCCCAAAUGGUGAAUUCCUGUUCCGUAAGCACUUCCACACCAUGUCGAAAGUACUCAUUCAAGUUUAAAGGACCUAUUCUAAACUCUGUGGAUUCAGACAGUGAAGAUGAACCACUGAAACGUCCUGUUGCAAACAGCCAAAAACAGUGUGAUUUCCAAACGAGGGAACAACAGCGAGAGGAGCUCGAGAAACCUUCAAAGAAAAGUAAAACAGAGAGUGAUAAGGCUUCAGAGUCACCAAAUGCUGGAUUUGAUGGCAUGAGUGAGGAUGAGCUUCUAGCAGCUGUUCUGGAAAUUAGUAAGAGGGAAGCAUCACUGUCAUUGAGCCAUGAUGAAGACAAGCCCACAAAUAGUCCAGAUACUGGCUUUGGAGAUGAUGAGCUGCAGGAGUUGCCAGAAAAUAUGGAAUCUAUGGAUGUGGAGAAACCCAAAGCAGCUACAGAGUCAGGUUUUGCCAACUUCACUGAGAUAACUAAAGAUUUUGAUGAGAAUAAGGAAAACAAAACUCCGGAAGGCACUCAGGGGGAGGUCGAUUGGCUGCAACAGUAUGACAUGGAACGAGAAAGAGAAGAACAGGAGCUACAGCAGGCUUUGGCUCAGAGCCUCCAAGAACAACAGGAGGCGCGAGAACAAAAAGAAGAUGAUGACCUUAAACGAGCCACUGAAUUGAGUCUACAAGAGUUUAACAGCUCCCUUCUGGACAGUCUUGGCUCUGAUGAAGACUCUGGGAAUGAGGAUUUUCUAGAUAUGGAAUAUUCAGAAGCAGAAGCUGAGGAACUGAAGAGAAAUGCUGAGAUAGGAGAGCUUCCGAAUUCCUAUCGUCUCAUUAGUGUGGUCAGCCAUAUUGGAGACACAUCUUCCUCAGGUCACUAUAUUAGUGAUGUAUACGAUAUUCGCAAGCAGGCAUGGUUCACAUAUAAUGACUUGGAAGUAUCCAGAACUCAAGAGGUGUCUGUACAGAGUGACAGAGACCGGAGCGGCUACAUCUUCUUUUAUAUGCACAAGGAGAUAUUCGAUGAAUUGCUAGAAACAGAAAAAAAUAUGCAGCUGCCUUCCUCGGAAGUGGGAAAGCCUGUUCGGCAGCCCCUGUGAAGAAUAUGUCUCUUCCUGAGCACAAAGGAUUUUGAACUUUUGCCUGACUUGCAGGAGCCACAAACCCCCAAGAACUCAGGGCAUAAUUGAGACAAAUCCCUUGGAAUAGGAGGAAUGGAUCAUUCUACACCUUCCUUUGGACUUCAGCCAUGCAGUUAACCUUCUUCUACCCAGAGUUCUCUUCCUUUUUUUUUUAGUUUGUUUUAUUUUCUGUUACGAUGUUCAAGAAAUAAUUUUGCCAGAAAUGGAGUUAAUCAGGCUAAAGGUUUUAACAGCUCCUUCAGAACUUCAUCCAAAGGAUAUUAUGAGAGGAGACUGCAAGUUCACCCAUUUGCCUAUCACAUUUGCCUACAUAUUGGGUGGCUUUCUUCCUCUUUCCAGCACAACAGCAAAAUAAGCAAUAGCCUGUAACCUGGCAUAUAUUGUAUCCAUAAUAUUCACUGGAAAGUGCUGAUGAUUGGCUAAAGGGAGUAACCUGGGAUGGCUGAAACAAAUGGACUUGGACACUCACAAUUUGUAAUGCAGGAUCAUAAAGAUGCAGGAAACAAACUGUUGGUGCUCUGAAACACGUUGCAUACAUCAUCUUCACACAGUUCACUUUCAUCUUUGUUUAAUAAUGAGAUAUAUAUAUAUAUAUUUUAACUUUAAAAGUUUUUAUUCUUUUUGACUGCAUUCUUUUCUAAGUACUGCCUUUUGCAGCACAAUUUUAUUUCUCUGAGUGUGUGUGUGUGUGUGUGUGUGAGUGUAUAUAUAUAUAUUUGCUGUGUUUCACUAAAGACUGUCCUGGUUGGGCUGUGAGAGAGGCAGCUAAUAGUAGACGUUCACAUCCUGGCAUUGGGCAGAGGCCCUUUUCAAGCAGUGCCCCAACCAAUGCUAAUUAGUAAAAGAAGCGCAGACAGCAGUUCUGUCUCGUGUUUCCUGUGUUUGUGUCAGCCUUCUGACAUGAAAAACUGCACGUGCUAUAGCAAGGUUGGGGGUGUAUUGGGCAAGAGUCAUGUGCUGACAGCUUUAUUCUAGUUGUGUGAAAAGUGCAGUGAAACGUUGAAAAAAAUCAGAAAAUUCAAACAUGAUUAUUUGAUGUUUGCAAGACAUUUCAGGGCAGAAAUGUUAGGGUUUAGUUAUUUAAAGGGUAUUUAGAUAACAUAAAACUCAUUUUAUAAGUAAUUUUGGCAAAAAUGAAAAACACUAUCAGAUUAAUUUGUGCCAGUUUUUUUUUUUUUUUUUAGUGCUGGAAGUUGGUUCCUGUUCUCUCACUUAUACUUUUGUGGCAAUGAAAUUGCAAAUAACUGAUGUGCUUCUUGGUUUGCUCCUAACUCAGACCUCUCAUUUGAAAAGGUGUAAAGAGGCAUUGGGACCGUUAUGUUUCCCCCCUCUGUUUGCAGCAGCAGGGGGUGGGGGUGGUUAUUACCAUAGAAUUUCCUAAAAAAAAUAAAAUCCUUGGACUAGUAGACACAAAGCAUUGAAAAUGAGUACAAAAGCAGGUAUUACCUGUUGCAGUAGGAUUUCCCUGCAGGGUUCAUAGAAUUACAUGCUGUGUAAGGCAACUCUAGAUGACACUUGCUAUGUGUAGGAUAGUAAAGAUGAUAACUUGAAUUGCCAUUCUGGCUGAUAUAUCAAACAAGAUAAGGUUCUUCAAAACUAUACUCCUCAAACAUAGUAUGCUAAGUUAUUCUGCCACUGUAAGUUUGUACUGUUGACAGUCAAAGUAUAAAGGAUAUUUUUUUCCAGUGAAGAAGAGAGCCUUGAUUCUGGUGUAAAGCUAGACAUCUGUUGACAGUUCUGAGACAGUGCUCUCCAUCUUUCUCCUACCACACUGGGUUACUUCCAGAUACUCAUACACUCCUUCAAGAAGACAGGAGGGGAAGCAUUUUCUCCAAUUCCCCCCAUCGCCACCCCCGAGUUCCCUGUGCCUUCUGUAAGGCUGCUCUGGAGAGUUGAGGGAGCCUCAAAAGCAUUGGAAGUAGCACUGGGGGCUUCAGGAGGAAGGCUGUCAGCUAAAAUACCUUCAUCCUCCAGUGAGCGCAUCUGCUGUAUCUUGAUCCCUUCUAUGAAUUGAAGGGUCCGAAUCCAACCUAUUGGGUUGUAUCCAAUGGUGUCAUUCUAGUGGGAGGGAACCACUGGUGGAAUGGAUUCCUCCCCUUGCAGCUCCCAAAUCUGUUCUGGAGGGUUGGGGGAUCCUCUGGAGCAGAUUUGAGGUGUCCCAAGACAGUGGGGGAGAAGAGGAUAAGGAGGUCCUGUUAAACAAGUGGAUUUCCACUCAUGUGAACAUUGGAUACAACCCACUGUAAGUAAGCAGUUAUGAUGUCUACAGCUCCAUGCUAUAUAUACGUGCGGCAAGGACAAAGUUGCUAGUGUAUGUACAGUCAAAAUAUUAGGCUUUGAUAACCUAAUAAGAAAAUGCAGAAUGCCCAGGUAUAGUUUUACUCCAGCCUUACAUUUGCAAAGCUGCUUUGUUUUGCUGAGCAGAGAAUGCAAUUUGAAAUAAUAUAUAUUCCUUCUAUUGGAGGCAUGGCUCUUACUUUGCAAGAACGGGUGUCUGUCAAAUAAUGAUUAUAUCAAGCAACAAGUCAAGGACUUCUAUGUCAUCCUUCUAAAUAGGAUUUUUUCCCACUUAAGUAAAACAUGCUGGCAAGGAAGGGACACCUGAUGCUCUCUUCCUGGGUAUGGAUGUUAUUUUUUUGCAUCUUGGCUUGUAUUUCAUCAUCUGCUCAAAAUCUGUAGAAAUACAGUUUGGUGUACGAGGAUGAUUGUAUGCUACACUAAAUUGAUCCCCCUCCCAUUUCUAUAUUGCUUUAAACAUGUUGUAAUGCCGAAGCUGUGCAAGAGAUUACCUUUGUGCAGUGUUUUCCUAGCCAUUUAGGAUUUCAUUUAAAACUAAAUAUUAAAGUAUGUGGGUGAUGUGGUUUUUUUUAGCAAGUCUUAUAGAUCCUCUUGAGAAAUCAUACAGAAACCUUGAAAAUCUCUUGAGAGCUGCAGCUGCUGGUAUUUCGAAUUCUGUUGUCUGUUAGAAUUGGAUUUUGUGAGGUUUUGAUUUAGAGCAGCCACAUGGUAUGAAACCUUCUUAGACACCAUCUUGAGUAUACUAUUCCUGAUUUCAAAAAGAAUAAAGCAACUAAACAUGAGUUCAGCCAAUAGAAGUUAUAGUUUGGUCCAUAUGUACUUUAGCAUAUUUUGAAUCCGCUUUUCUCCAUCGUAUUUCUGCUGUAUCUAUUUUUGAGACAGAAAAAUAGCCAUAUGUGUGUUUGCACUAAGUAACUAAACUCUCCAUAACCCCCGCCCCCAAAGAAAAACAAAUCUUGUAUAAACAUGGAUUGAGAAAGUAGCUCAGGUAGUUUGCUGAAGAAAACUUCAGAAAUAACCAAGCAUCUGUUCUUUAAUACAAGUUUUCCUUAUAAAAAGCUUGGGGUUUAUUUAUUCAUGAGCUUGUAAAGAAAAAAAAAACACUAAUUGAAUAUCUAAGCAUGUAAUUAUAGGGUUUUCAGCACUAUUGUUCCACUCAGAGUUACAUCUCGGCUUCCGUUUGUUCUCACAGUUGGAAUGUGUUUACUUAGCGUUUUAUAAGAUGGAGGCAUAAAACUCAAAUCUGUGGAAAGAUAGUUGAAGAGGAUACAAAGGAUUCUGGUGAUUUCUCUAUACUGGGCUUUUUUUUCUAAUGGGAAGUCAUCAGCAUUAGGGGACAGUAUGGUACUCCUUGUUUCAUACAUAGUUCUAGAGAUGCUAGAAGGGUGACACUGCAACCAAUCCAUGGGUAUAUUAAUUAUCUACAAUUAAAAUAACAUUUCACUUGAAAUUAAUGCACAUUUUCAGAUGCUUUGAGGAGCUGAGAGGUUCUGGACAAGUGUGCUUUUAAAUAGAUCUUAACACAGGGAAUGAACUGCCUAAGAAUGAAAAUGGAAGAGGGAGAUGUUUACCCUAUGCUGUCUGCUUCCAGGGUUAGCCCCUACUUAUUUAAUCCUGUUUCUUUAAUGAGCAAGUCUGAGGAGGGGAGUGAGGUGAGGUGAGAGUUUCUUGGCAUGUGCAUUGUGGAGGAUGCCUUGAUUUUUAUGUUUGGAGUCACUUUGUGUCCCUUGACACUUAAUGUGGAGCAGCACUUUUCUGUGUUCUAGCAGACUUGUUCCUAUGUAUUCUUUACAAUUCUGCCUUUUUUCUUCUUUAAAUGAUGUGUAGAUCGAUUUCAGAGAAAUUAAACACGCUUUAUUAAU
Elgaria multicarinata webbii is the source of this 7476-nucleotide messenger RNA. RefSeq names its product ubiquitin specific peptidase 37 (gene USP37). The coding region runs from base 317 to 3274 and encodes 985 amino acids. The transcript has 24 exons. Lineage: Eukaryota; Metazoa; Chordata; Lepidosauria; Squamata; Anguidae. Gene Ontology annotation, molecular function: cysteine-type deubiquitinase activity. Gene Ontology annotation, cellular component: cytoplasm. Gene Ontology annotation, biological process: protein deubiquitination. The record is from RefSeq and is a predicted model, not a curated record.